This is a messenger RNA of Microthlaspi erraticum, 444 nucleotides long. Lineage: Eukaryota; Viridiplantae; Streptophyta; Magnoliopsida; Brassicales; Brassicaceae. The record is from the annotation of a GenBank genome assembly.
AUGAUUGCAAUCAUAACGUUGUUUCAUUUGAUGUUACACAGUAUACUGUACAUGAAACGUGAUGGAUGGGAUUAUGGUUUGAAUCUCAACAACAACAACAACAGCUUCAAAAACGAAGCUUGGGGUCACAACAACAACAACAGCUUCAAAAACGAACCUUGGGGUCACAACAACUUCAAAAACGAAGCUUGGGGUCACAACAACUUCAGAAACGAAUCUGCUUGGAGUCAUAGGAACAGCAACAGUUUCAACAACAAGAAGGUUGAGAAUUGGAACUGUAAGGAUCAGGGAAGAGAGAGCAGAGAGUGGAGAAAGAGGAGAGCAGUGCCGCGUGGAGGAGACAGGGUGGAGGAUUGUCGAUGGAGGAAUGGGAGAGGGAGAGGGAGAAGCAGAGGUGGGUUUCAGCAGCAUUCCAAUGGUUGGGGCUGGACUGAGUCCUUCUGA